AAUAAUCAAGAUUUAAAUAUUCAAGUUAAAAGUAAACAAUGGCUUCAGACAGGGUUGCAGUCAUUACAGGAGGAGGCAAGUAAAUUCUCCUUGCCACCAUAUCGGCCAGCAACAUAUCCACACAUCCACCCAAUUUCCUAACAAUCUCAAAAGCUUCCGGAAUGGGCCUCGAAGUCGCAAAAUCUCUAACCCAACUCCCCAACUGGAAAAUCCACAUCCUCGACCUACACCCAACACGAGGCGAACAAGCCGCCUCAACCCUCGGCGCCACAUUCCACCAAACCAACGUCACAGACUACACCUCCCUCUCAUCCACCUUCAACACCAUCUUCCAAACCGACCGACGCAUAGACUUCGUCUUCGCCAACGCCGGCAUCGCCGAACACGCAAACUUCUACGAAGACCAGGCCGUCGACCCGCCCCCGGAACCAAAAGGCAUGCACGCCAUCGUGGACAUCAACCUCAAAUCCGUCAUCAACACCGCGAGUCUGGCACUGCACUACAUGCGGAAGACGCCCUCGUGCGUCGACAAGAGCCUGGUGAUGACUGCGUCGUGCGGGGGGCUGUAUCCGUCGUACUACUCGCCGAUGUAUACGGCGACGAAGCACGCGGUUGUGGGGUUCAUGAGGAGCAUUGCGCCGCUGUACUACAAGACGGCUGGGAUCAGGGUGAAUGCGAUUUGCCCUGGCACCGUGAAGACGAAUCUGUUGACAAGUGACGAGUGGAAGAAUUUUCCGGAGGAGUACUUCACGCCGGUGGAGAAGAUCGCGAAGGUGGUGGUUAUGCUGGUUGCGGGUGAGGAUGAUGGGAAGGGGAGGGGCAAGGCGGUGGAGGUUUGUGGUUGGAAGCAUUAUUAUAGGGAACAGGUGGACUAUUGUGACGAGGCUAUGAAGGCGGUGAUGGGUGCAACAGAUAUUGAAGUCUUGGACAACGCAACGCAUGACGGGGUACCAAAUGGCAAGUGA
Molecule: messenger RNA, 965 nt
Organism: Aaosphaeria arxii CBS 175.79
Lineage: Eukaryota; Fungi; Ascomycota; Dothideomycetes; Pleosporales
Product: 15-hydroxyprostaglandin dehydrogenase
Exons: 2
Coding region: 162-965 (267 amino acids)
Cellular component (GO): cytoplasm
Molecular function (GO): oxidoreductase activity, acting on the CH-OH group of donors, NAD or NADP as acceptor
Source: RefSeq, a predicted model, not a curated record